GCGGCGGUAGCGGCGGCGGCGGCGGCGGCGCAGGGGCUGGGUACGCGCUGGGCGGCGAGAGCCUCAUGGCGGAGGAAGAGAGCGAUCAAGAGGCCGAACGCCUCGGAGAAGAGCUCGUGGCCAUUGUGGAGUCCCCCCCGGGCCCUGCGGGGCUCAGAGCUGCGGGCGACGGCAGAGGGGCCGCCGGCGUUAGCGGCUGUGGCGGCGGCGUCGGGAUCAGCAGCCGGGAUUACUGCCGACGCUUCUGUCAGGUGGUUGAAGAUUAUGCUGGACGAUGGCAGGUCCCUUUGCCACAGCUUCAGGUUCUUCAGACUGCACUUUGCUGUUUCACAUCAGCCAGUGCGUCCUUCCCAGAUGAAUGUGAGCACGUGCAGUAUGUUUUGAGUAGUCUUGCUGUGAGUUUCUUUGAGUUGCUCCUGUUCUUCGGAAGAGAUGAGUUUUAUGAAGAACCCUUAAAGGAUAUUCUUGGUUCAUUCCAGGAAUGCCAGAAUCACCUCCGCAGAUAUGGAAAUGUGAAUCUGGAACUGGUGACUCGAAUCAUUAGAGAUGGUGGCCCAUGGGAAGAUCCAGUGUUGCAAGCUGUUCUUAAAGCCCAACCGACAUCUCAGGAGAUAGUGAACAAAUACUUAAGUUCUGAAAAUCCACUGUUCUUUGAACUACGUGCCAGAUACCUAAUUGCCUGUGAACGCAUACCUGAAGCCAUGGCUCUUAUUAAAUCUUGUAUAAAUCACCCAGAAAUCGGUAAAGACUUGUACUUCCAUCAAGCACUCUUCACCUGUCUGUUUAUGUCACCUGUAGAAGAUCAGCUAUUCCGGGAGCAUUUGUUGAAAACUGACUGCAAGAGUGGAAUUGAUAUCAUCUGUAACACUGAAAAGGAAGGCAAGACUUUGCUAGCCUUACAACUCUGUGAAUCCUUUCUUAUUCCACAGCUCCAGAAUGGGGACAUGUACUACAUAUGGGAGUUGAUUUUCAUAUGGAGUAAACUACAGCUUAAAUCGAAUCCUUCGAAACAAGUGUUUGUAGAUCAAUGUUAUCAACUUUUAAGAACAGCAACUAAUGUGAGAGUCAUAUUUCCUUUCAUGAAAAUCAUUAAAGAUGAGGUUGAGGAAGAAGGUUUACAAAUUUGUGUUGAAAUAUGUGGUUGUGCCCUCCAGCUUGAUCUUCAUGAUGAUCCUGAAACUAAAUGUCUAAUUUAUAAGACAAUUGCACAUUUUUUGCCAAAUGAUCUAGAGAUCGUCAGGGUUUGUGCUCUCUCAGUAUUUUUUCUCGAGCGUUCCUUAGAGGCCUACCACACUGUUGAAGAGCUUUACAGACGUCCUGAUGAAGAGUAUAGUGAAGGUACAAGUACUGUUCAGAAUCGUGUUCGCUUUGAAUUACUUCCAAUUUUGAAAAAGGGAUUGUUUUUUGAUCCUGAGUUUUGGAACUUUGUAAUGAUUAAGAAAAACUGUGUGGCAUUACUGCGUGAUAAGUCAGCAGUGAGACUUCUGAAUGAAAAUACACUGGAGAAUUCUGCGGGUAGUCUAAAAAAGACAGUGGACCGGCAGAGUGUGGAUGAAGGGCUUGACACAGUCCCAGAACAGAGCCCUGGAGAGGCUGAUCUUGAUGAUGUGUCUGGAGUGCAGCCUAAAGGACAUGCUAAUGUGAAGAGAAGCCUCACUUCUCUUAACACUUCCAAAGUGGAUCACAGUGUCCCAAGGCAUCGGUGCAUGUUAUGUAACAAGGAAUUCCUCGGUGGCCACAUCGUAAGGCAUGCCCAGGCUCAUCAGAAAAAAGGCAGUUUUUCCUGUGUGAUCUGUGGUAGGAAAUUUAGAAACAGAGGACUUAUGCAGAAGCAUUUAAAGAACCAUGUUAAGAAGAUCCAGAGACAGCAGAUUGCUACAGCACAACAGGAUGAUCCAGAGGUCAUCACUCUGGAAGAAAUAAACUGUUCCAAAUCGUCCAUUUCUUUUGAAAAUGGAAAUUCAAAUACUAAGGGUUUAGAAAUAGAGACAUUGACUGUUCCCAGUGAUAGAAACAAAGAGGUCAUCCGUGAACACAUGGCUGAAUUCAUUAAAAUUCCCAUUGGUAUACCAGAGAAUGCUAUUGAAAAUGGCAGACCAGACACUUCUUUCAAUAAUAUUUCAGAGUCUUUACCUCAGUGUGAUGAUGACUAUGAAGAGGAAGAAAAUGAAGAUGAUUAUGAAGAUGAUUAUGACCUGAAUCAAGAAACAUCAGUACUUCAUAAAAUCAAUGGAACUGUGUGCCAUCCAAAAGAUGUAUAUGCUACAGACCAAGAAGGCAACUUCAAGUGCCCUGCUCUUGGCUGUGUAAGGAUAUUUAAAAGAAUUGGAUUUUUAAAUAUGCAUGCAAGGACUGUACAUCCAACUGAUUUAAAUGUGCGGCAAACAGUCAUGAAGUGGAGCAAAGGAAAAUGCAAAUUUUGCCAAAGGCAAUUUGAAGAUUCUCAACAUUUUAUAGAUCAUCUUAAUAGACACAGCUAUCCAAAUGUGUACUUUUGUUUGCAUUUUAAUUGCAACGAGUCAUUUAAGCUGCCAUUCCAGCUUGCUCAGCAUACAAAAAGUCACAGGAUAUUUCAAGCUCAGUGUAGUUUUCCAGAAUGCCACGAGCUUUUUGAAGAUCUUCCUCUGUUAUAUGAACAUGAGGCCCAGCAUUACUUAAGCAAAACACCAGAAUCAUCUGCACAACUGAGUGCAGCAUUUCCUAAUCAUCAGGAAAUAGACCCAUCUAGUAAUGAGAACCAAAUGAUUUAUCAGCCAGUUUCUACUAGUAAAUCAAGGAAAGAUUCUACAGAACCAAAGACAUGUAUAGACACUAUGGAAAAGAAAACAGACAGUUUAGUUCAGAAUGGAAAUGAACAUUCUGAUGAUACUGUUUCAAAUAUAAGCUUGAUAGACCAAAAGAUGCCUGCCAUAGAGCCAAAUCCUGAAAAUAGUCAUAGUACCAGUGACUUAGUCAAUGGACACAGUGAAAUAGAGCAAACACUGUUAGUUGCAUCAGAUCCUAAUCUGAAAACAGAUAGAAACAGGACAGAAAAUGGUUCUAUUUUACCAAAUGUUGUAUCACAAGAAAAUAGUGCCCUGUCAGUAUCUCAGGCACCAUCCAAACCAAAUCUUACAAGUGAACAUACUUCAUAUGGCUUAAUUUUAACAAAGCCAUAUGUCAGACCUUUGCCUCCCAGUUACCUUGAUGAACGAUACCUUAGUAUGCCAAAACGCAGAAAAUUUCUGACUGAUCGAGUAGAUUCCUGUUCUGAUCAAGAUAACAUUUGUAAAAAACCAGUAAAAAGAUUACGAUGUGGCAAAUGCCUGACCACCUACUGUAAUGCAGAAGCACUUGAGGCUCAUCUUGCACAAAAGAAAUGUCAGACACUCUUUGGAUUUGAUUCAGAUGAUGAAAGUGCCUGAUAAUGUCUCAGAUCUGUUGAUCAUGCAGUAGUGUU
Onychomys torridus (southern grasshopper mouse) is the source of this 3439-nucleotide messenger RNA. It is a transcript of the gene Znf654, whose product is annotated as zinc finger protein 654. Gene Ontology annotation, biological process: regulation of transcription by RNA polymerase II. The transcript has 9 exons. Lineage: Eukaryota; Metazoa; Chordata; Mammalia; Rodentia; Cricetidae. Gene Ontology annotation, molecular function: DNA-binding transcription factor activity, RNA polymerase II-specific; DNA binding. Gene Ontology annotation, cellular component: nucleus. The record is from RefSeq and is a predicted model, not a curated record. The coding region runs from base 66 to 3404 and encodes 1112 amino acids.